Messenger RNA from Cyprinodon tularosa, 5453 nucleotides. Its product is annotated as collagen alpha-2(V) chain-like. Gene Ontology annotation, cellular component: collagen type V trimer. Gene Ontology annotation, molecular function: extracellular matrix structural constituent; protein binding. NCBI's taxonomy places the organism in Eukaryota, Metazoa, Chordata, Actinopteri, Cyprinodontiformes, Cyprinodontidae. The record is from RefSeq and is a predicted model, not a curated record. The coding region runs from base 183 to 5141 and encodes 1652 amino acids. The transcript is spliced from 56 exons.
GUUAGGGGCUGAAGCAGGAGCUUGUUUCAUUUUGCUCUAAUCGCUCAUCCAGGAGCCUGUUGCACUCAGGGACUUUUGGACUCUAGCCUGGAUGUUGUAGCUCAGGGUUGGGCUUUCCUGGACUUCCUCGUCUGCUUUGCAGCAACUGUUUCUUGAGGACGCUGCAUGUCUGUUGUGCAGACAUGGGCACCUCUGUUUGUUUUAGGAUUACUAUAUGCUUGGCCAUCACCUUGGCUCAGGUGAUUGCUGUGACCUGCCAAGAAAAUACGAAGACGGAUUCCUGCACAGUGGACGGCAAAACCUACCCCAACGAUCAGAUAUGGAACCCGGAGCCUUGCCGGGUUUGUUUAUGCGAUAAGGGGAUGGUCUUGUGUGAGGACGUGGUUUGUGAGGAUUUAGGUGACUGCCAGCCCACAGAGAUCCCAGAGGGCGAGUGCUGCCCCGUGUGCUCAACUGCAAAACAGCACCAGUCCGAUGCCGAAGCUGACACCUGCACAGAAAAUGGGAAAGUCUACGCCGAUAAAGAGAUGUGGAACCCAGAGCCAUGUCGACAAUGUGUUUGCAAUACGGGGACCAUUACAUGUGAAGACGUGGUGUGUGAGGACAUUGAUGGUUGCCAGAAAACAGUAAUCCCAGAUGGGGAAUGUUGUCCUGUGUGCCUUACUGUGGCUUCAACCUUUACACCAAACACAGACCCUGAAACAGCUGCCGAUGAAAAGAAAGCAAAAACCUGCACGGUUGAUGGGGAGGUCCACCCCCACAAUGAAAUCUGGAAACCCGCACCCUGUCGUGUAUGCGUCUGUGACGACGGAGUCUCCAUCUGCGAUGACAUUCAGUGCGAGGUGUUGGCAAACUGCGAGAAGGUCGUCACACCUGAGGGAGAGUGUUGCCCCGUGUGCGACACCUUUGCCAGUGCCGGCAGAGCGAUCGAAAUUAUGGGCUUUAAGGGGCAAAAGGGAGAACCAGGUGAUAUACCGUAUGUUGUGGGAAACCCAGGAUCACCAGGACCUACGGGCCCUCCAGGACCCCCUGGAAGAAUGGGACCAAGAGGCUUCAAAGGCAGACGAGGUUUUACAGGACCGCCAGGAUUUGACGGCGAGCCCGGUGUGCCGGGAAAUCCAGGACAACCUGGACCCCCCGGGGAGUCCUCUCCUCCUGGAGCAAAUCUGGUGUCACAAAUGGCUACAGGUUUUAGCGAGAAGUCCAGUUUUGCUUCAAUGAUGACAGCACAGAGGGGUGAAGCAGGACCGCGAGGACUUCCUGGACCAACUGGACCUCCUGGGGCAACUGGUGGUCAAGGAUUUCCUGGAGAACAUGGAGACCCAGGACCAAUGGGCGAGCCUGGUCUUCGAGGACCCGAUGGACCACCUGGGAAACCAGGACCUGAUGGCGGAGCUGGGCCUGAAGGGGCAACUGGAGAGCCAGGAUUUCCAGGAUCACCGGGCGCAAGGGGAUUCCCAGGACUUCCAGGUCUUCCAGGACGAAAAGGCCCAAAAGGAACCUCUGGUCUUGGAGGGCCAAAAGGAGAGACUGGAGCAGUCGGAGCAAAGGGUGGAUCAGGUAGUGCUGGUGAAAUGGGCCCCCCAGGACCCCCGGGUCCACCAGGUUUGCAAGGAGAACGAGGCAGAAUUGGACCCACUGGUUCUUUGGGUAAACGUGGUACACCCGGCCAUGUUGGCAAACCAGGACCUAUGGGUCCUAUAGGAAUUCCAGGUAUUCCAGGAUUCCCUGGAAAUCCAGGGAUGAAGGGUGAAGCAGGACCUACGGGAGUAAGAGGAAGUAGAGGACAGCAGGGACCAAGGGGAGAUUCUGGACGCGUUGGACCGCCCGGACCAACUGGACAGCGGGGUACACCAGGACCUGAUGGUGCCCCGGGUGCCCGUGGUUCCUCUGGUAUAGCAGGUGUACAGGGUCCACCAGGAUUUGUUGGUCCAGCUGGUCCUCCCGGCUCCCAGGGAACCACUGGAGCGCCAGGACCAAAAGGCCAAUUGGGUGAUGGGGGACUGCCAGGACUUAAAGGAGAAGCUGGGCUUAAAGGAGAAAGAGGUGACCAUGGCAUUCCAGGGCCAAUUGGUCCUAUGGGGGAGGAUGGAAAACGUGGACCUCGAGGGGAUGCCGGAUCCAUUGGUCCUCCAGGACCACAGGGGGAGACGGGACCACCAGGAAACAGAGGUUUUCCAGGUGCGGAUGGUUUACCAGGUCAAAAGGGAGCCCAGGGUGAGAGAGGAUUGCCGGGAUCACCUGGCAUCAAAGGUUUGGCUGGAGACCCGGGUCGCAAUGGAGAGCAAGGUCUAACAGGAGCACGGGGUCUCUCAGGGCCUAUUGGUGCUCAGGGAGCAGAGGGAAGGCAGGGACCAAUGGGUUUGGCUGGAGAGGAUGGUAAACCUGGCCCAGCUGGCCCGACUGGAACCAGAGGUGGUGCUGGAGUGAUGGGUCUUCCAGGGCCAAAAGGGUUCCAAGGUGAUGCUGGAAAGGUUGGAGAAGCCGGAACUCCUGGAGCUCCUGGUCAAAGGGGAGCAAAUGGGAAAGACGGAGAAACAGGUGCAGCCGGUCCACCUGGCCCAGCUGGUCUUGCAGGAAAGAGAGGCGAGCAGGGACCUCAAGGACAGGCGGGUUUCCAGGGUUUGCCUGGACCUUCAGGUCCACCCGGAGAGUCAGGAAAACCAGGCGACGCGGGUCUAGCAGGUGAGAUGGGCACUGUUGGAGAGACGGGACCAAGAGGCGAAAGAGGCUCACCAGGAGAAAGAGGAGAAACUGGACCUAAUGGGCUUCAGGGACCUAAAGGUAGUCCAGGAGCCCCAGGGCAGGAUGGACCCAAGGGUAGCCCGGGUCCACAGGGUGCUGCCGGAGAGCCAGGUGGGCCAGGGCUUCAGGGGAUGCCGGGAGAAAGAGGUAUUCCAGGACCCUCAGGACCAAAGGGAGAUCCUGGUUCUGUUGGAGACAAAGGACCAGAAGGAAAGGCUGGAGCGGAUGGUGCUAGGGGUCUUGCUGGUCCAGUCGGACCUGCCGGUCCCAGUGGACCAAAUGGAGAAAAGGGUGAAACAGGGCCGCCAGGACCAACAGGGCGCCGAGGCACCAGAGGAACCCCUGGUUCCAGCGGUGAGCCUGGUCCAACCGGAGCAGUCGGCUUCCCUGGACCUUCUGGUCAAGAUGGUCAGCCAGGGGUUAAAGGUGAAACAGGAGAACCAGGACCUAAAGGAGAAGCAGGAGCUCACGGGCCUCAGGGAACGGCUGGAAAACCCGGUGAACAGGGACCGGUUGGAGUGACCGGGCUCAAAGGAGGCAGAGGAACUCAAGGCCCAGUUGGGUCUCCUGGUUUUCCUGGACUUCCUGGAAGAGUUGGACCCCCAGGUUCAGUUGGGGCUACUGGAGCUGAUGGGCCCAUAGGCGCUCCUGGAAAGAAAGGCCCUCCAGGAAUUCGAGGAGAAAAUGGUGCUCAAGGUCGUCAGGGCGAGAAUGGACAGCCAGGACCAGCAGGAAGCCCAGGAGAGAAGGGAGGGCCAGGAGAGGACGGUCCUCCGGGACCCGAUGGGCCCCCUGGACCCGCCGGCACAACAGGGCAGAGAGGAGUAGUAGGUCAGCCAGGAGUUCGAGGAGAGCCAGGCUCUGUAGGACUGCCGGGUCCUGCUGGUCCACCUGGAAAACCAGGAGCUCCCGGUACUCAGGGGGCCAAAGGUCCUCCUGGUGGAGUUGGUUUACCCGGAGCCAAAGGGCCAAGAGGAGAUCCUGGUCCUGAGGGCAUUGCUGGAGCUGAGGGGUCUCCUGGUAAAGAUGGUCUGGUAGGAGAACGGGGAGAUCAAGGAAACCCAGGCCCGGAGGGUUUGCCUGGUGUGGCGGGGUCACCGGGUAACGAGGGUCCAGUGGGAACGACUGGUAAUCCUGGACAAAGAGGAGAAAAUGGUGCAAGAGGGCCCCCAGGACCCCAAGGGCAGCCUGGUAUACGAGGAAAAGUGGGCCCUCAAGGACCACAGGGAGAAAAGGGAGGAGUUGGAGAACCUGGCGAAAGGGGUCAGAAAGGACACAGAGGCUUCACAGGACUCCAGGGUCUCCCUGGAACAACCGGUGCUACAGGAGACGCAGGAGCUCGAGGGAUUGUUGGACCAGCUGGACAAAGGGGGCCUCCUGGGGUGAUGGGUCCUCCGGGAAAAGAGGGAAAUGCCGGCCAGCCGGGACCAAUGGGAGCUCCGGGCACCAGAGGAACCAUAGGAGACCUUGGAGCUCAGGGUCCAACUGGAGAACCUGGACCACCCGGUCCUCCAGGUCCCCCGGGACCUCCAACAGCAGCUGUAGAGGAGCUGUUUGCUGUGGAUUAUGAUGUAAUAGGUGACGUUCAGGAAGCAGUAGAGUACGAUAACUCUGCUGAUCUUCCUUCUCCCCCAGAGUUUAACAAAGACGAAGCUAGGCCAAAUACUAAGGUCCUGCAGGCUGAAUCGGGUGUCCGAGCCUCGCUUAAGACCCUCAGCGGACACGUUCAGAACCUGCGCAAUCCAGAUGGGAGUAAGAUGAACCCUGGCAAGACCUGCAUGGACAUUAUGCAUUGUCACCCUCAAAAAAAGAGCGGCGAAUACUGGUUGGAUCCAAACCAAGGAAGCACAAAAGAUGCAAUCCGUGUCUUCUGCAACAUGGAAACUGGUGAAACCUGCAUCCAUGCCAAUCCGGCCAGUAUCCCAAGGAAAGUCUGGUGGACGAAAUCCACUCCCAACCCAAACAAACCCGUCUGGUUCGGGGCCGAUAUGAAUGGGGGAACCAGAUUCCUCUACGGCAACGAGGAGGACCUGCCGAACGCUGUGGCGGUCCAGAUGAAGCUGCUGCAGCUUUUGUCGAAGGAGUCUUACCAAAACGUCACGUACCACUGCAAGAACAGCGUGGCAGUGCAAGACGAGCAGACCAAAAACCUGAAGAAGGCCAUGGUCCUCAAAGGUGCCAACGGGCAAGACCUGAGGGCUCAGGGCAACACCCGGAUGAGAUACACCGUCAUAGAGGACGGCUGCUCGACAACAAAUGGAGAAUGGGGCAAGACAGUGAUCGAGUACAGGACUCAAACAACUACCAGGCUCCCCAUUGUGGACUUGUCCCCAAUGGAUGUUGGCAAGGCGGAUCAAGAGUUUGGCCUGGAUAUCGGGCCGGUGUGCUUCUCAUAAUAUCAUAGAGAUGGACGCAUGGUCAGCUUCUUUUAGAAGGGUACAAAAGUCACCUGUUGCAUCACCAUGGAGGGACACUCAUGCCAUCUAUUUACAUUUUCCAGAAAAGAAAUCUGAACCACAAAGAUAAACAGAUGGUUUGUAAACUUAUGUAAAGUAGGGAGUCUUUAACAAUUUCCACCUUUUUUUUUCUAGUAGAUUUACAGCAAUAUGCUCACUAAAGGAAGAGUUGAUGUAGAAUGGCUGUAGCUCUUAAGUUUAAAGGAAUAAAUAAUUAAAUUAUUAACGUCUUGGCAAGAAAGUCAGUAAAAA